This is a messenger RNA of Lentinula edodes (shiitake mushroom), 1518 nucleotides long. Its product is annotated as cytochrome P450. The transcript is spliced from 8 exons. The record is from RefSeq and is a predicted model, not a curated record. Gene Ontology annotation, molecular function: monooxygenase activity; iron ion binding; oxidoreductase activity, acting on paired donors, with incorporation or reduction of molecular oxygen. Bases 1 to 1518 code for a protein of 505 amino acids. Lineage: Eukaryota; Fungi; Basidiomycota; Agaricomycetes; Agaricales; Omphalotaceae. Gene Ontology annotation, biological process: sterol metabolic process.
AUGCCUUACUCAGUCGGUCUUCAGGCUGCAGGCGCCGCUCUCCUCUCUGCAGGUCUUCCUGUUCUAUUUACAACGGCUAUUAUAGUCCUUCUUGUUAUAAUCUCCAUCACUUCGUCUUUACAAAAGGAUGUAGCUGACGCGCCUGCGCGUCUACCCAUCUAUUCUUUCUUUACUAUCAUUCCGUUCUUUCGCCGUCGCUUCGACUUUUUGAACUGGGGAUUUCAAGCAACGGGGCAGUCAGCGUUUCAAUUCGAUCUUUUACGAAACAAAGUCGUUGUCGUGUCCGGGGAGUCUGCUAGACAGGCGUUCUUCACUGCGAAGGGACUCGACCUCACUGAGGGGUUUAAAAUUCUUUCCGGCGCAAUUCCCAUGGUUCGAGGAGUGACCUCCGAUCUUCAAACAAAGAGGAUAUCGUUGAUCCAUAAACGUUUGGCUGCUGUUCAGAAAAAUGAGCAGCUCAGUAUGCUCAUACGGCCGAUGUUGGAAGAUUCUCGGAGGUUGAUGGAUUCAUGGGGAAACUCUGGUUGUUUUGACCCCUUUGAUAACAUUUACGAGCUUGUUUUCCAACUGACUGUGCGGUCGUUAUCAUGUACUGAAAUUUCCGAUGACCCUUGCCUUGUUUCGCGCUUGAAAAAGCUCUACGAUACCCUCGAUGUUGGGACGACUCCAGCGACCGUUCUUCUUCCUUGGCUUCCGACCCCUGCUAUGGUGAAGAAGCUGUGGGCUACAAAAGAGAUCUAUGAUAUCGUUGUCGCAGCCAUCACCGCUCGAGAACAAAGCGGAGUCUCGAAGAACGAUACACUUCAGAUGCUUUUAGAUUCUGGUGACGAGAAGUUGGUUGUUGUCGGGUUCAUAAUGGGUCUCUUAAUUGCUGGUGCUAGAGCCACGGGUACCACGGCCUGCUGGAUGCUCACAUUUUUGGGAGGGCAUUCUGAGUGGCGUGACAAAGCUAAAGCGGAAGUGGAAGGUCUUCUGGCUUCGCAACAUUUAUUCCAAAACUCUACAAUCGACUCCUUGUCCUCGCAGAUGGCCGCGAUUCCCCUUGAGACCUGGGAAAACGAGACUCCUGUCCUCGAUUCCAUCAUUCGUGAGACCCUUCGAAUCGCUCAACCCCAUACUGCUAUGCGUCGAAAUCUCGGUCCCGAAAUGCAUAUCGAUGGCAAACUCAUUCCAUCUGGCUCCUAUGUCGUGUAUCCCUUCAGCGACGUCCAUCUAAACCCCGAUAUCUAUCAUGAUCCUUGGAAGUUCGACCCAAACAGGCAACCGGAGACGAAGUCUGCGUAUAACUACGUAGGUUGGGGAGGAGGGAAGACCACUUGCCUCGGGCAACGCUUGGCGAGAGUAGAACUCAAGAUCGUCACUGCGCUAUUCCUUCUGGGUUUCCGGCAUUGCAUUGUUGACGGUUCUGGAAAAGUCGCUCGGGAACCCCCUCUUCCUAAUUGGAAUGACAUUCUCCUCUGUCGGCCACCUCAAGGCUCGUUUAGAGUGAGGUACGAACGAUCAGGCGCUGUGCUAUAA